Oxyura jamaicensis (ruddy duck) is the source of this 772-nucleotide messenger RNA. RefSeq names its product achaete-scute family bHLH transcription factor 1 (gene ASCL1). The transcript is spliced from 2 exons. The record is from RefSeq and is a predicted model, not a curated record. Gene Ontology annotation, biological process: neuron differentiation; sensory organ development; positive regulation of transcription by RNA polymerase II. The annotation marks the transcript as partial. Gene Ontology annotation, cellular component: RNA polymerase II transcription regulator complex. NCBI's taxonomy places the organism in Eukaryota, Metazoa, Chordata, Aves, Anseriformes, Anatidae. Gene Ontology annotation, molecular function: protein dimerization activity; DNA-binding transcription factor activity, RNA polymerase II-specific; RNA polymerase II transcription regulatory region sequence-specific DNA binding.
UGCACGCCGCCUCCCGCCCCGUCGGGCCGCGCCCGCCGCCGCCGCCUCCUCCGCGGCCGCCGCCGCCGCCCGCNGAGCCCCGCGGGCGGGCAGCCGUCCCCGGGCGGCAAGCCGUCGGCGCCGCGGGCCGCCAAGCGGCAGCGCUCGGCCUCGCCGGAGCUGAUGCGCUGCAAGAGGCGGCUCAACUUCAGCGGCUUCGGGUACAGCCUGCCGCAGCAGCAGCCGGCCGCCGUGGCGCGGCGCAACGAGCGGGAGCGCAACCGCGUGAAGCUGGUGAACCUGGGCUUCGCCACGCUGCGGGAGCACGUCCCCAACGGCGCGGCCAACAAGAAGAUGAGCAAAGUGGAGACGCUGCGCUCCGCCGUCGAGUACAUCCGCGCCCUGCAGCAGCUGCUCGACGAGCACGACGCCGUCAGCGCCGCCUUCCAGGCCGGCGUCCUGUCGCCCACCAUCUCGCCCGGCUACUCGCACGACAUGAACUCCAUGGCGGGCUCCCCCGUGUCCUCCUACUCCUCCGACGAGGGCUCCUACGACCCGCUCAGCCCCGAGGAGCAGGAGCUGCUCGAUUUCACCAGCUGGUUCUGAGCGCCCCCCGACGCCCCCCGCGCCCCCCGCGGCAGGUGGGUGCGCUCCCGCGGCCGGCCAGGGGGGCACGGGGGGUGCAGCCGUCGGGGCCGGGGGGGGGGGCGCGCAGCCGUCGGGGUCCUGCCUGGUCCCCGCGCGGCUCUGACUUCCUCUCUCUUUUCUCCUUACAGGCUGGUUGCAAAAAAAA